Messenger RNA from Triplophysa rosa, 3109 nucleotides. Its product is annotated as adhesion G-protein coupled receptor G2. The record is from RefSeq and is a predicted model, not a curated record. The coding region runs from base 490 to 2115 and encodes 541 amino acids. NCBI's taxonomy places the organism in Eukaryota, Metazoa, Chordata, Actinopteri, Cypriniformes, Nemacheilidae. Gene Ontology annotation, cellular component: membrane. Gene Ontology annotation, biological process: adenylate cyclase-activating G protein-coupled receptor signaling pathway; cell surface receptor signaling pathway. The transcript has 13 exons. Gene Ontology annotation, molecular function: G protein-coupled receptor activity.
GAGUUUGGCUACUGUUUAGUAGUUUUGCAUUAGCUGUCACAACUUCCAUGGAAAGCAGAAUGGUAAGUAGAGUAAAACCAAAGUAUAGAUUCAGAAAAAUAUUUAUAUUUGAUGGUAAAGAGUGUUUUUAUAACUAAGGCACUUUAAAAUAGAGAGACUUGUGAUUAAAAUGAAAUGAAUGCUAAUUGAAUGAAGGAACUUUUGACUAAUAUAUAACCAAAAAUGAUAUGAUUUUACUGUCAGUUUGUCUGCGAUGGUCUUACUGUCUGUUGGUUUACUGUAAUUUCCACGUCUGUGUUUUUACCUCCAAAAAACAUUUGUUUCAAAGUUGUUCCACAGAGUUGCAUAUAUGACACUGCUUCUGGUGGUGAUCCAUAACAUAGAUGGAAAUAAAGCUGGUCCUGCACAAGCUUUUGGGAUUAUCGAUGCUAUAUUGAAUGUUCCUUUCACAAUUUCUUUGAAAACGAAAACUUCACCACAUCAAAAAAAAUGUUUGUACAUGUGAAAAAUGAUGCAAAUACCACAGUGGACUUUAUCAUAGGUGACGCAGAAGAUGGUAACUCAUCUUGUACUGUGAUAGCAUGUUUGCAAAACGAUAUAGAUAAUCUCUUGAAAAGAAAAGAGGAACGGAUGAAGAUCCCGCACGAUCUGUUCAACAUUCCAAAUAUAAAAAAAUCGUGUUCAAGAAACUUCAGUGGUUACGUUAACUACACUAGGGUGGAGAAGAAAGCCAUAAACAGCGUUAUACAGAUGUCUAGUCAAUCCCAGAUCUACAGUGGUGAGGAUCUUGCCUUGAGUGUGGUUAAGAUGGAUUUGAACACGACAAACCAGUCUGUAGCAGUCGCCGCUCCACUUCUAUUUGAUCAAAGCACUCAAAUAGAAACGUGGAUUCCAGUGGAGGCUUUCCAAGAUGUCUCGAAGGAACAGCCCAAAGUUGGUAUAGUUACCUACAGUUCUGAUGAACAAUUUACGUCUCUGAGAAAUGUAGUUCUUGUGUCAAAAGUCAUACGGAUCGAAGUUCCUGACCGUGACAUUGUGAAUUUGGCCAAACGACUUGCAAUACAUUUCCCAGUCAAUAUGACAACUGUGUUCAAGAACUUUACCAUUUCUUGUCAGUUCUUUGAUGAGAAAGCUACAAACACCUGGAAAACCACUGGCUGUAACACCACACUGAUCAAUAGUAGUUUUGUGCAGUGUCUGUGUAACCACAUGACCCCAUUUGCUGUGCUUCUGACUGAGCUGGAGAUCGACCAAUAUCACUGGAAAAUACUGUCAAUAAUUAGUUACAUAGGCUGCGGUCUGUCUGCGUUCUUUUGCGGCUGCUCCAUCUUGUCCUAUAUUGUCGACCGUAAUGGCAGGAAAGAAGUGUCCAGGAGCAUCCAUGUGUCUCUGAGUGCCGCUCUGUUUCUCCUCAACAUCACUUUUAUGCUCAGCGAGUGGGCUGCCACAAUAAAUCAAGACGGAGUGUGUGUGUUUGUCGCUGUGGCGAUACACUACAGUCUGCUGUGCUGUUUCACCUGGAUGGCCAUUGAAGCUUUGCACCUCUACCUUCUUCUGGUCAGAGUGUUUAACAUUUACAUCCAGCACUACAUGGCCAAGCUCUCUCUGAUUGGAUGGGGAGUUCCUGCAGUUGUUGUUGUAGGCUUGCUAAUCCCUUUUGCCACUAAACCUUUCUAUGGCACCAAAGAGAUGCCAUUUUCAGAUUCUGGCUCAUCAAGUAAAAUUUGCUGGAUUACGGAAGCUUACAUCAACUAUGCCGUAAACAUCUCCUACUUGACCCUCCUAUUCCUGUUCAACACAGGGAUCCUGAUCACAGUGUCUAAAAAGAUCUGUUUGCUGCGAAAAGUGGACAACAGACACCAUAAGAUGCCGGCGUGGAAAGAUGUUGGCACAGUGCUGGGUCUCAUGUGUCUGCUGGGUACCACGUGGGGUUUGGUCUUCUUCACCUCUGGAUAUACAAACUUACCUGUUCUCUACCUGUUCUGCAUCUUAAACUCACUGCAAGGAUUUUAUAUCUUCGUUUGGAUGUGCGUAACAGCCAAGAAGAACAGAAAGGAACCGCUUUAUGACACUAAAUCCACUACAGACAUCUCCAAAUCUGACCCUGGACCAUAAACCAGUCUUAAAUAGCACGGGAAUAUUUGUGGCAAAAGCCAACAAAACAUUGUAUGGGUCAAAAUGAUCGAUUUUCUUUUGCCAAAAAUCAUUAGGAUAUUAAGUAAAGAUCAUGAAGAUUUUUUUUUAUUUACCACCGUAAAUAUCGAAACGUUUUGUGAGUGGAUGCAGCAAAAUCGCAAACAAAAAUGGCCAGAAACACGCCUACUAAUUUUGCUCGCUGUUGCCGGUGUUGUAUCAAAAUCCAAAUUACGACUCCCCUGUUUUCCCCUACGAAGGUUAGGGUUAGGAUUAGGUGUGGGGGCGGGAUUUAGAGAUAGGGACCAAUCACAAAGCAGCAUCCUAAGUGAAUGAACCAAUCAGAAGUAGGGGAGUCGUAAUCUCACGGGGAGUCGAAUUUCGGUACAACACCGGCUCUUUGGGAAUUGCACACUCAAAUUUGGUAUCUAUGUAAAGCUUAAAAUUUCAGCUUUCGGGUUCAUCUACUUUCCACAAUGUCAUUACAGCGGUAAGCCACUAGAGAGCGUUAAAACAAACAUGUAUCUUCUUUGCAACAGCCUGCUAGAGCGCCUCUGAUUUACAACUUCAAAGGCAAUUUUUUUUGCACUCUGUGGUUUUAAAUUGUAUCUCGGCCAAAUAUUGUGCUAUCCUAGCAUACAUCAAUGGAAAGCUUAUUUAUACAGCUUUCAGAUGAUCUCAAUUUCAAUCUCAAUUGAAAAAAAUUGACCCAUGAGACUGGUUUUGUUGUCCAGAGUCACAAAUAAGAACCAAGACGCAUUUCAACAGUUCCGUGUUGGAUCUUUUCUUUAAUUCAUCUCAAAAUUUCCCACUGACACAAUUGCACCCUGACCCCUAAGCCACCCGCUGCCAACUGCAAAUGAGAAAUGAGCACUUCCUCUUCCGUUGAUAAAGAUCUUCCUCUUUUAAACUGUAAACCUUAAAACAACAUUAUAUCUAAAUGUUAAAACAAUAAAUUGUAAAUAAAAAAAAGUAA